AUGGGCGUCGAUCAAGUCGUUCAAGCAGAAGUCAGCGCGAAUAAAAGCUCUGAGAUCUCGUACACUCGGCGGCACUUUGAUAGAGGAACCGCAGAUCGUCUUUAUGACAAGAACACUAGGAGAUUCUCUGGCGUUGAGUGGUAUUGUGAGCAAAACGAGCUACAGAAUUACGGCGUUAUGCCCAACUUCCACUUGGCAGUCCUCGUCGAGCGAUCACACCAUCAUGGUAAAGCCAUUUCUUUCAAAGCCGAAUUCGACCUGCAGGCUGAGGCCGGCUCCAUACAUGACUUUAAGCAAUGCCUGCGCCGUGCUUAUAGGCUUCUGAGACCAGAGGACGACCCCGUGUAUUUUGAUCCCUCCAAGGAGAAACCUGACGUCAAUGGAGUUGGCGGAGUAGGUGAGAAGCUAUUGGAAAGCAUCACUAUAGAUAAUCUGGGGGCUCUUACGGAGGGGAAAUUGUUGAGCAAGCUGAUUGACUCUGCUGGAGGUGCAUUGACUGGUCUUGAGCCGAUGAAAGGAAUUGUAGGGGUUGAGUCUCAUCAUUCCUACUACAGGUGA
Trichoderma breve is the source of this 558-nucleotide messenger RNA. RefSeq lists its product as uncharacterized. The coding region runs from base 1 to 558 and encodes 185 amino acids. The record is from RefSeq and is a predicted model, not a curated record. NCBI's taxonomy places the organism in Eukaryota, Fungi, Ascomycota, Sordariomycetes, Hypocreales, Hypocreaceae. The transcript has a single exon.